Lachancea nothofagi CBS 11611 is the source of this 2172-nucleotide messenger RNA. NCBI's taxonomy places the organism in Eukaryota, Fungi, Ascomycota, Saccharomycetes, Saccharomycetales, Saccharomycetaceae. The record is from the annotation of a GenBank genome assembly.
AUGAAGCUUUUGUUUGCAUUGGUUUUGGCACACUUGGUGUCAAUUAGUGCUGCUGCGCGUGGGUUCGAAUACACGGAAGUUGACUAUGUUGGAUUUUCAUGCAAGACUGCACUCGCAUCCACUGCUAAGUUCUGUAAAAGCGAUGAUGCCAGAGACUACGAAUGCUACUGUAGUAGUGACAGUGCGAUGGGCUCUUUCUUGUAUUGUGCUAACAGUCACCUAGAGUCCAAGAAACACGAGAUCUCCAAUCAUAACCAGAAGCUUCUAGAUGAGUUUUUCCAGUUUCGCUGCCCUAACACUACCGUCGAGCACAUGAGGACUGUCUACGCCAAUGCCUCCGACCAUAUGGUAAACACGUCCCUGUUAUCCAAAUUCAACAAGACUAGUCCAAUCAAUUUCCCUGUCUAUGCCAAUGCCUCACUAUUUGACUUAUCCUACCGUGGGUACGUCUCGAGAUACAGUAACUUCAAGCAAGGAUUUCACUGGGGUGCUGCCUUAGUGGGCUACUGGGGCAUCAUCAUGGCGUUUGGUAUGAUCUCUAAUUUGUCGCUCAAAUUCGCUCCUAGUUUGACAAUAUCACUUAACAAAAGAGCGUCUCAAUUGGCUAUUGUGCGCUGGUACAGAAAAAAUGUUUCGAUUCCAGCCACAUUUGGCAGCUCACACACGAAAAGGACAAUUUUUCAGGGUCUACUUCCAACUCGGUUGGAAUCCUUUAUUGUCUUUGUGUUUUGCACCUUGUGUAUUAUAUUCCAAGCCGUGGGAUACCAUCAUGUUGAAAACACCCUUCUUUUUGCAAGCAAGACACUUGAAAUGUCUCGUUUGAUUGGCGACAGAACAGCGUUAAUCUCAAAUUUUUUGAUGACUAUAACUUAUCUGUUUGCCGGACGCAAUCAACUAUUUAUUACGCUUACCGGUUGGAAGCAAUCAACUUUCGUGAUGUACCACAAAUGGGCCGGACGUAUGCUCUUUUUGAGUGUUCUCGCCCACACUAUUGCAAUGUUGAUCAGCACUUUUGCUAGAAGCGGCGUUUAUGGCCCCAGAGCCUUGACUGGGUGGUGGAGAUGGGGUUCUGUUGCUGUAGUGGCCGGAGGCAUAAUCUUUGUUCAAGCCUUCAGCUGGUUGCGUGAGAAAAAUUACGAAGUUUUCUUGUACGUCCACAUCUUCAUGGCAAUUGCCUUCCUAAUAGGAGCCUGGAAACAUCUCGACUAUUUCAACUACGGAGAAUGGGCUUACGCUACGGCUGCCGUCUGGGUCUUCGACAGGUUUAUCAGGUUGGUACGCAUAUUCUCGUUCGGUAUUAAGACGGCUAAGGUUUGUAUCGUCUCCAAUGAAACGCUACAGAUUACUGUCGACAGAGGCUCUUGGUGGCCAUUUUUCCCAGGUGCUUUCGGUUAUUUGCACAUUUUGAAGGGCUCUGUUUUCUGGCAAUCACAUCCAUUUACAGUUGUCAAGACCGAUAACAAUGAGCUUCGUUUUUACAUUAAAAUAAAGAGGGGUGUCACUGAAACCAUGUACAAGGAGCUGUUGAAUAAGCCCAAUUACACUGGUGAGUGCAAGAUUGCUGUCGAAGGUCCAUACGGUGACAACAAGCCCGCUCAAUCUUAUGAUCAAGUGUUGCUGUACAGCGGCGGUAACGGUAUUCCUGGUCCAUUCGCGUAUGCGAAAGAGCUUGGAAAGACUACAAAAGAAGACAACAACAAAUUUGUUAAAUUAUACUGGGUUAUCAGACACUGGCAUUCGUUGGACUGGUUCUUAGAAGAACUGCAAGUCUUGGAAAAAUUCACCAACGUUCAAACAAUUAUUUAUGUCACAAGAGCACAUGAGGGAAAGAUUGGUGAGAAAUUGACUGCGCUCUUUGAUUCUAGCGAUUCUCAGACUUCGCAUUCCGAAAAGGGAUCGAACGAAAAGGGAUCGAACAUUAACACGGCAACCUCACCUGCCUACAUAGAUUCCAUUCAAAAGCUGUUGCCACACAUCGAAUUUAGGGAGGGAAGACCUAACAUGCAGGAGAUUGUUAACCAGGACAUUGACGAAUGUCACAACCAAAAUGCUGCCAUUAUCACAUGUGCCCAUAGCGAUAUGUGCGAUGAGAUCAGACGCACGGUUGCUGAUAAAGUUGGUGACCACAAGACCAGUAGAGUCGAUUUUUUCGAGGAACUGCAAACUUGGUAA